Ostrinia nubilalis (European corn borer) is the source of this 1026-nucleotide messenger RNA. RefSeq lists its product as uncharacterized. The transcript has 6 exons. Gene Ontology annotation, cellular component: extracellular region. The record is from RefSeq and is a predicted model, not a curated record. Lineage: Eukaryota; Metazoa; Arthropoda; Insecta; Lepidoptera; Crambidae. The coding region runs from base 89 to 613 and encodes 174 amino acids. Gene Ontology annotation, molecular function: chitin binding.
CGCUCGUUGUGUGUGUUCAUUCGUUAGUUUUGUCCGCAUCCUGUGACCUAGGUUUGCCAGAACCCAUUAUUAGGGAUCAACAGUCACCAUGACCCAACUGCGACUUCGUCAACUCAGCCUGGGUUCCGUAGGGCUCCUUGCGGUAUUCCUGUACAUCAUCGAUAGAUCAAUAGCUGCGUUAGACGGCUAUGUACCAGGUGAAGACUACCCAAUCUACACGGAGGUUCCAAGCGGGCUAUCCUUCACGUGCGACGACAAAAUACCCGGGUAUUACGCCGACCCAGAGACCAUGUGCCAGGUAUGGCACUGGUGCGUUCCAAGCAUUGGAGGGAACGUGAUGUAUUCCUUCGUGUGCGCUCCAGGAACCGUCUUCAACCAGCGGUCGAGGGUCUGCGACUGGUUCUUCAAGGUGGACUGCCCCAGCUCGCCAGCGUACUACGGCAUCAACGAAGACCUGUACAAGGACGAGCAGGGCAACUACAUAGCGGGCAAAAAGAGUUACUCGUCGAAUGUAGUACACAAGUUCAACCUCAGAAGAUUAGAAGCGAGACGAAAGAGACAGCAACAGAACAGAAAGAGAUCGAUAGAGGAGAGCAUGAUAGCGAUGGAUUAAUUUGUAAAAUUAAAUGUAAUAAAUUAUUUUCGAUGUAAAUUAAAUUAUUAAAUUAAUUUGCCAAAUGUCUAAUGUCAAAUGGAAGCCAGUAUUUAAUUAAUAUUUACCUACUAGCUGACCCGGCGAACUCUGUUCCGCCUUAAAGGCAAUAAAUAAGCCAUCGCAAUUUUUCCUUAUUUGCUCACCGUUUAGACCUACCCUGGACUACGACAAACAUUUUAAAAGCAAAAUCAGCUCAAUCGGGCCAGCCGUUCUCGAGUUUUAAUCAGACUAACGAACAGCAAUUCAUUUUUAUUGAUAUAGAUUAUUUUCAAGUAUUUAAUAUAUUAGCGUCGAAUAAACGUAUUUUAUUAAUUUUGUGUAGUGCUAUAAGCAAUCAUUAUCGAGUUUACACUUUAUUACAUUUAUCUCCU